Spirodela intermedia is the source of this 1761-nucleotide messenger RNA. The record is from the annotation of a GenBank genome assembly. Lineage: Eukaryota; Viridiplantae; Streptophyta; Magnoliopsida; Alismatales; Araceae.
AUGCAGACCGAUAACUUGAGGUGCCAGGGGCUUCGAAUCCCAGCUCUGGGAAGAAGACGCAGCAGCCGCCGCCUUCUGUGGCUGCUAUGCCUCUCAACGGAGGGGUUCAAGGAGAGGCCAUGGCCGCGCUGCGACUCUGCUAUCCGAGCUUCCAUCGUGAAGGGCUCCUCCCUGAAUGCUCUCUCCGACUACAGGUCUCUCAUGUCCUUGGGGACCCUCGAGAACGGCCGCCGGACUCUCUGGCUGGACUUGGAAGCCUGCAGGGCCUCCGGAGACCUGGCCCCAGUAAGUGAAACCCACGGGAGGAUGAUAAAGACGGGGUUCUGCUUCUGCGAUUCCCUCGUCGGUUCCCUCUUCCGUCUCUACCUAGAUCGCCACUGUCUCCGCGAAGCCCGUUCUCUGUUCGACGAAAUGCCGCGCCGGAUUUCAGACCCCCUACCAGGGAACCUGCUCCUCGCAGCCUACUUGAGGAACGGACGAACAGAGGACGCUGCUCAGAUGUUCGACGAAAUGCCCGCUCGGGACUUGAUCUCUUGGAACACCAUGGCCGCCGGCUGGGUUAGGGUCUCCCGGCCUAACCAGGCCAUGGCCCUGUUCGGCAGGUUGCUCGGCUUGGGCAUCGAGCCCGACGGCUUCACCUUCUCCGUCGUCCUCUCGGCGUGCGCCCGCGCCGGCGCCCUAGCCCUGGGCCAGCAGGUUCACGACCUGAUGCAGAGCAAGCAGGUGGAGAUGAACCCCAUUCUCAGCUCGGCAUUGAUCGACAUGUACUCCAAGUGCGGGAAGAUCGACCUGGCCAGGAGGGUAUUUGAAACGGCUGCCAGGACCGACGCCUCUGUAUGGAACUCCAUGAUCUCCGGCCUGGCCAUCCACGGCCACGGCCGGGAGGCCCUGCAACUGUUCGACAGAAUGCUCAAUGAGGGAGGAGCGGCGGCCCCCGACGCCAUCACCUUCGUGGGUCUCCUCACGGCCUGCAGCCACUGCGCCCUGGUCGAGGAAGGUCUCCACCAUUUCUUCUCCAUGAAGCUCCGCCACUCCCUCGAGCCCCGCAAGGAGCAUUACGCCGCUGUAGUCGACCUCCUGGCCCGCGCGGGGCGGCUGGAGGAGGCCCACCGCGCCACGAGGGCCCUGCCGGUGCCGCCGGACGCUGCCGUGUGGCGGGCGCUGCUCAGCGGCUGCCGCAAGCACGGGAGGAGACCCGAUAUCGCCGCUGCAGCGACGGCGCAGAUGGGCGCCGCCCGCUGCAGUGGCGACUACGUGAUGCUCUCGGGCUUGUACUCCGCCGCGGGGCGGUGGCGCUGCGCAGAGGCGGUGUGGAGGAAGAUGAAGACCGAUAGGGUGAGGAAGCCCCCGGGUAUAAGCUGCGUGGAGCUCGGAGGGAGGGUCUGCGAGUUUCAGGCCGGGGAGCGGUGGAGGGCUCUUCCCGAGGCGGAGGAGAUACGGCGAGUGCUGGCGGCGCUGACGAGGGCUGCGAGGGGGGUGGGCUUUGCGCCGACAGCGGAGACGGUGGUGAUGGACCUGCUGGAGGAAGAUAAGGAGGCCAAUUUGGUCUCUCACAGCGAGAAGAUUGCCGUCGCCUACGCCGUGAUCAAGACGGCGCCCGGCGCGGAGAUCAGAGUCUCGAAGAACCUCCGCACCUGCGAGGACUGCCACUCCUGGCUGAAGGCCACCUCCAAGAUUCUCGGACGGGAGAUCAUAGUUAGGGAUCGGACUCGGUUCCACCACUUUGGACGGGGCUCUUGCUCUUGCAAUGACUACUGGUGA